GUAGAAAACGUGUGCAUCAGGCGGGUUUAAAACAAUAAGACACAGUUAAUACCGAUCGAUGGUGGGCGGAUGAUUUACAUUAAAUCUUAACACAUAAAGUAUUAUGGACCAAAAUGACGCAGCGCUGUCACUGUUGUCUGGGAGCUACAUAUUAAUGCAAGUGUGAUAUUUUAAGGUGGAAACAUCUCUAAAGUCAGUCCUGAGUUAAGAUGUUUGUAUCAAAGUAUUGUUUCCAGUGUCCUCACUAAUAUCUUCCCACCACCGGCGGCAGUACUGAACACAGCUGCAGAACAAGCAGCACUCAGGGUUGCCAGGUCCGCGAUAAUCCUGCAAAAUUGGGCUAAUUUGGCAAUGAUAGCAGUGCUGUUGGACUUUAACGCAGUGAAUAAGUCUCCAGGAGCGAGCAGGAUGUCUGUGGGCAUGACCAGGGCGGAUGGGGUCACUGUGUUGACUUUGACCACAGACCCCAAUAGUGCUUGUCCACCUCUAUGCCAAAUCUUCAAGGCCCUUUGCUACAGCCCCGUAUGCUGCUCUGUGUCCCAGCAGCUGAGGAGUGUGCAGAAAACUUCUCAGUCAGCACUGGGGACUCUGCACAUUAUGAUUGGCUUGCUCAACAUUGGCCUUGGAGUUGUCCUCUGGAGCGAUCGUUUUAGCCCUUGGUGGAUAAUAGAGAGCAUGUUUCCUUUUUGGCUUGGAAGCCUGUUCAUACUUUUUGGCAUCACAUGCAUUUUGUCUGAGAAGUUUCCCAGUCGAUGUCUGGUCAUCAUCAACGUGAUUCUGAAUCUGGCAGGAGUUUGUUUUGCCAUUGCAGGCAUUGUACUGUACUCCAUCAAUAUGGUAGAAAGUGGCAGAUUGUGGUGGAUGUGCGAAGAUGACCAUUAUUAUGACCAUUAUGACUACGAGUAUGGCCAUCAUGCAAGGACGACAGCAAGUCCAUCUCCAGAGAAGCUGAUCAUCCAGGAGAAAUGUUUGGAGGCAAAAGCACUGAUUCGUAUGCUUAAUAGAAGCAUGAAUGCUGUGAUGAUCUUCAUGUCGGCUCUGGAGAUCUUCCUCGUCAUCAGCUCUGCUGUCAUCGGGAUCAAAGCCCUGAAGAGCAGUCAGAAGGGAGAAAACAAGGUAGAGUAUGCAAAGUUACAUUUUAUUGUUGAAUCUGUUUGCCCAGAAAUACGACAGAGUAUUUCCUCAUUACAUGAAGAAAAAAAAAGAAAAAAAUUCCGGGACUAAAUUAAACUCGACAUGAUGACUUUAAAGUCAGCACUUCGACAUUAAACUCCAAAUGUCGAGAAUAAAGUUGAAAUAUCAUGCCGACUUUAAUCUCAGCAUGUCGACAUUUAAGUCGACAUGUCAAGAUUAAAGUCAAGGUUUCGACAAUAAAGUUGGCAUGUCAUGUCGAUUUUAAU
Molecule: messenger RNA, 1400 nt
Organism: Scomber japonicus (chub mackerel)
Lineage: Eukaryota; Metazoa; Chordata; Actinopteri; Scombriformes; Scombridae
Product: transmembrane protein 176B-like
Exons: 6
Coding region: 352-1224 (290 amino acids)
Cellular component (GO): membrane
Source: RefSeq, a predicted model, not a curated record